AUGCGCUUCUUACCAACAAUUGCUGCCUUAAGUGGCAUCGCAUAUGCUUCUACAGACCCGACGUCUAAUCCAUUUGACGUGUUUAAAGGCAGCUCGCUGAAUGCAUCCGAUGCCGUCACGGUCGACUUGGGCUACGAGAUUUAUCAAGGUGCUAGCAAUGCAACCACAGGAUUGAAUGUGUUUCAAGGCAUUCGAUACGCUGCAGCCCCUGUUGGGUCUUUGAGAUGGCAAGAGCCACAAACACCAGUGACAAACCGUAACUCAGUAAUUGCAGCCACAUCGUAUGCUCCUUCCUGUCCACAAAGCCCAGCAAGCAAUGGAUAUGGCAUCAGCCUGUUGCCUAGCAGCGAAGACUGUCUUUUCCUGAAUGUAUAUGCGCCUUCUAAUGCUUCAAACCUGCCCGUCUUAGUCUGGAUCCACGGUGGAGGAUACGGCGUUGGCGAUGGUGCUGUGGAUUUCUCUUCCAUCAUCAAUGCGAAUAACGAUGGUUUCAUUGGAAUCUCAAUCCAGUAUCGUCUUGGUGCUUUCGGAUUUCUUUCCUCGGACGAAGUGUUCCGAAACGGAAUUGUCAAUGGGGGUUUGCUCGACCAGCAAUUAGCUCUCAAGUGGGUUCAGGCAUAUAUCCACCUCUUUGGUGGAGAUCCCACUCAGGUCACCAUUUCUGGUGUCUCAGCUGGGGCAGGAUCCGUUAUGCUACACGAUAUCGCGUACGGCGGAUCCUUGGGGACAUCGCUCUUCACGAAUUCAAUUUCUGCUUCACCAUUCCUACCUCAGCAACACGGAUACAAAGACUGGAUCCCCACUCAAUCCUACUAUGCUUUUGCCACGGCAGCUGGUUGUCCACCAACUUGGGCCUAUGGUAACUCAUCACAGACGAUAUUUGAGUGUCUCAUUUCUAAGGACACAGACAUUCUGCAGAAGGCUUCAGCUGUGAUCUCCAGUUCCGGUAUUACUGGAAAUUGGGCAUUUUACCCAGUAACUGAUGGUACGCUGCUGCAGUCUACACCAAGCCAAGCUCUACAGGAGGGCCAUGUCAACGGCCUCGCUCAUCUAUCUGGCAACAACGCCGAAGAAGGCAUAUACUUCGUAGCGCAAAACAUAACUACUCAAGAGGGCUUGGUAAAUUGGGUCAAACUAUCCUUUCCCCUCAUUACCGACAACGACAUUGCCAAACUGCUAGAAAAGUACUCUACUGACAACUACACUGGACCUAAUACCCUUCCUCGUUUUGCGACCGCUGGUGAUACGGGGCUCACAGCCGUCAACGUUAGUCAAAUAACCAGCGGCCAACAACAGCGAGCAAAUAAUAUCUAUGCCGAGUCAACUUUCGUGUGCCCAUCAUAUUGGCUCGCCGACGCAUACAGCAGCAACGGGAAAAGCGGCUACAAAUAUCAAUACUCUGUUCCCAACGCAGCGCAUGGUGCAGAUACACCUGCUUACUUCGGUCCGCCUACACCUAAUCUUGGUCCUGACUUCGUGCUGGCUGUGCAGCAUAUUUGGGGCAACUUCAUCAUCAAUGGAAAUCCUUCAAUUCCAGUCGAGAUUGCCCGUGGUUCCAGAUCAAAUGCAACAUCAUCUCCUGCGGACGAAUUAGCAAAUUGGCCUCAGUUCACGCUCGAAGACCCGAAAAUGGUGAAUCUGAAUGAGACUGGAGGGACAGAGUAUCAGAUUGAUUAUACGAACUUUGGGUUUCCUGGGGUCAUCGUCAUACAGCAUAUCGAUCCUGGCUUACAGAACAACCUGCGAGUGGUUGAUGCCAAUGCAUGGGAGGGAGGACGCGGUUCCAGGUGUAACUUCUGGAGAGACAAUGCGGUUUCCAAUCUAAGAUAA
Molecule: messenger RNA, 1830 nt
Organism: Aaosphaeria arxii CBS 175.79
Lineage: Eukaryota; Fungi; Ascomycota; Dothideomycetes; Pleosporales
Product: carboxylesterase type B
Exons: 5
Coding region: 1-1830 (609 amino acids)
Source: RefSeq, a predicted model, not a curated record